AUGAAGAAACAUGAAGUCAACUACCCUACCCAUGACUUGGAGCUUGUAGCUGUUGUGUUCGCUUUGAAGAUUUGGAGGCACUACCUUUACGAUGUUUCUUACUACCAUUUCCACAUCCAGUAUCACGAGGGAAAGGCGAAUGUAGUUGCGGAUGCCCUUAGCAGGAAGUCAAGUCAUAAUGUCAAUGCUUUGAUUGUGGCCAAUGAGUUGUGUGAAGAUAUGAGGAGAUUGAACCUUGAGGUUAUCAACCAAGGAGAGUUAGAGGGAUUACUAAGUGCUUUAACCAUCCAACCUUCCAUAUUUGAGGAGAUUAAAGAAAAGCAACUGGAGGAUGAGUCGUUUCAAAAGAUUAAGGAUCGUGUGACUAGUGGUGCGGAGACUGAAUUGAAGAUUCAUGAGGAUAGGAGCUUGAGAUACAAGGAGAGAUGGUGUAUACCAUAG
Molecule: messenger RNA, 441 nt
Organism: Chenopodium quinoa (quinoa)
Lineage: Eukaryota; Viridiplantae; Streptophyta; Magnoliopsida; Caryophyllales; Amaranthaceae
Exons: 2
Coding region: 1-441 (146 amino acids)
Source: RefSeq, a predicted model, not a curated record